Messenger RNA from Engraulis encrasicolus (European anchovy), 4570 nucleotides. RefSeq lists its product as uncharacterized. Lineage: Eukaryota; Metazoa; Chordata; Actinopteri; Clupeiformes; Engraulidae. The record is from RefSeq and is a predicted model, not a curated record. Gene Ontology annotation, molecular function: zinc ion binding; nucleic acid binding. The transcript has 2 exons. The coding region runs from base 1 to 3930 and encodes 1309 amino acids. Gene Ontology annotation, biological process: DNA integration.
AUGGAGGCAAUACUUAAAGCCCUUGUCGAAAGCCAGCAGGUCCAGAUUCAGACCAGUGCUGCUCUUUUAGAAGAGCAAAGGAGGGCCAACAAGCUGAAGACUGAAGAAUUGCAGCUGCAGAAACAGAUGGCCACUCGCAAUGCUCGCCCAAUAAAGGCUGGUGACUUUUUAUCGAAGUUAGGGGCCACAGAUGACAUUGAGGCAUAUUUACAUGCGUUUGAGGCCACUGCCACUAGAGAAGCCUGGCCCAAGGCACAGUGGGUUGGGCUGUUAGCACCCUUCCUGACAGGAGAAUCGCUAAAUGCUGUCCAGGACCUACCGCCUGACAAAGUAUCAGACUACGAUACACUAAGGACUGAGAUUCUCAGCAGAAACGGAAUCACAAAGUUUGGCAUGUCCCAGCGCUUUCAUAGCUGGACCUUCCAACAAGACAGAGCUCCUCGCGCACAAAUGCAUGAACUUGCACGCAUUGCAAGGAAGUGGCUGGAACCGGAGAAGAAUACGGCAGCAGCAGUAGUGGAGACCAUCGUGGUAGACCACUACCUACGGGCAUUGCCGCAGGAUGCCAAGAGGUUCAUCAGUCAGCAGGGGCUGACCACAGCCGACGCCACUGUCGAAGCGGUUGAGAAACAUCAGGCCACCGUGGAGAUGCUCCGCGCCAUCAAGAAAGAGCCCAGGACCGUAACACCACUCAUGAGCAUGGUAGGACCCCCGAAGAACCCUAAGACCUCAUACCCAAAUAGUCAGGCUCAAGCAGGGCCCAGAAGGCAGCCAGGUCUUAGGAGGUCAUCCCAAGAGAGCGACUCAAGACAGUGCUACCGGUGUGGAGAGAUGGGACACAUAUCCUGGCAGUGUGGGAAACCAAGUGAUGAGCCAAUGCCCACUGCUGGGUCCUCCAGCGCACCCUCCACCCACCUAUAUGCAGCGCUUGUGGGUGUCACAGACGGUACCACAGACCGACCUCCCACCUGCCCAGUGACCGUGAAUAACCGUGAUGUAGAAGCAUUGCUCGAUUCAGGUAGUCGAGUCACCCUGGUGAGGAAAGACCUGGUGCCUCCAACCUGCCUGACCACCAGUAAAGCCCUCCCAAUCUCCUGCGUCCAUGGAGAUACCAAAGACUAUCCCAUCACCCAGCUCACUAUGACCACUACUCGAGGAACCAUUCACACCAUGGCUGGAGUAGUCGAUUCCCUUCCUGUUGCGGUCCUAAUUGGAAGGGACUGCCCAGCCUUCCACUCACUGUGGAGAGAGACGCAGGAGCGUCAAACCAGGGUUCUCAGGAAACCGAAAGGUAAAGGUCAUCUAGUGCAAACCUCAGAGCCACUCAGCCCUGCCCCUGUUCUUGUAGGAGUGCCGGCCAACCAAGAUGAUUCAGCGGCCACCCCCGACAGUGCAGAGGAGAACGUGGCUUCAGGAAAUGCUCCAAGUUCCAGUGAGGAGGAUGCAUGCGAGCUGCCCCCUCUCACAGGCGAGUACGGUGUUGCACAGUUACAUGACCCCACCCUUGCAAAUGCCUUGAAAAAUGUACAGGUGUUAGAGGGAGUAGUCCUAGGUAGAACAAGUCCUACUUACCCCCAUUUUGCAAUAAGCAGAGGCUUACUAUACCAAGUAGACAAAGAGAAGGAUGCAGUAAUUGAGCAGCUUCUUGUACCACAGCCAUAUCGAGCUACCGUACUGAAUUUAGCCCACUCACACCCCCUAGGGGCCCACCUAGGAAUGGAGAAGACAAAAGAAAGAAUCUUACAACGCUUCUAUUGGCCAGGAGUGCACAAAGAGGUUGAAAAUUAUUGUCGCAGUUGCCCGGAGUGCCAGCAGAAGGCACCUAAGCCCUCAUACAGGAGCCCACUCAUCCCCUUGCCCAUCAUAGAGACCCCGUUUGAGAGGAUAGGGCUGGACAUAGUUGGCCCCUUGCCAAAAAGCGCUAGAGGACACCAGUAUAUCCUGGUCAUCGUGGAUUACGCCACCCGAUACCCCGAGGCCAUCCCGUUGAGGAAGGCCACAUCCCAACAGAUUGCCAAAGAGCUUUUCCUCCUCUCCACCAGUCUGGGCAUACCCAAGGAGAUUUUGACGGACCAAGGAAGUCCGUUCAUGUCCAGAGUAAUGAAAGACCUCUGCACUCUGCUGAAGAUAAAACAGCUGAGAACGUCUGUCUACCAUCCUCAGACAGACGGCCUAGUCGAGCGAUUCAACAAGACCUUAAAAUCGAUGCUGAGAAAGGCCAUAGAAGAGGAUGGACGCAACUGGGACCAACUACUGCCGUAUCUGCUGUUUGCGGUAAGGGAGGUUCCUCAAUCUUCUACUGGCUUCUCACCAUUUGAGCUCCUGCUAUCUUACAGACCGAGAGGGCUGCUGGACAUCGCCAAAGAGGCAUGGGAGGAGCAGCCAUGUAAGCAACGCACCCUGAUUGAGCAUGUGGGGGCCAUGAGAGAUCGGAUGAAAUCCGUCUACCCCAUCAUCCGAGAGCACAUGGAGGCCGCUCAACGGCAGCAACAGGCCUCAUAUAAUCGACCUGCCCGGCCCAGGGAGUUCAAGCCGGGGGACAGAGUGCUAGUCCUUGUACCCACCGUUGAAUGCAAAUUCCUGGCAGCCUGGCAGGGUCCGUACGAGGUCAUAGAGAGGGUGGGGGACGUUAACUACAAGGUGAGACAAACUGAUAAAAGAAAGAAAGUGCAAAUAUAUCAUGUUAACCUUCUGAAAAAAUGGCACGCCAGGGAGGCGCUGUUUAGUUGUCUACCAUCCACAGAGUCCAAGGAACUGGCGAGAGAUGCGGUUCAGGUGGGACCCAAUCUGGCUCCUCAUCAGCGGCAGAUGGUGCUGGAGCUGGUUGACCGGAACCGGGAUGUCUUCUCCUCCCUCCCCGGACACACAGAGGUGGUCCAGCAUGAGGUCCGAACCAUCCCAGGGAAAAGGGUAAACCAGCGCCCCUAUAGAGUACCAGAGGCUCGUAAAGCGGUCAUCCAAGAGGAGGUAAGAAAGAUGCUGGAGCUUGGAGUUAUUGAAGAGUCUAAGAGUGCCUGGGCCAGUCCCAUUGUUCUGGUCCCCAAACCAGACGGGUCAGUGCGAUUUUGCAAUGACUACAGGAAGUUAAACGAAAUAUCAGAGUUUGAUGCAUAUCCCAUGCCUCGUGUAGAUGAUCUCGUUGACUCCUUAGGACAUGCCCGAUUCCUGACCACGCUUGAUCUCACAAAAGGCUACUGGCAGGUACCUCUGACCGCCGAAUCCAAGGAGAAGACCGCCUUCGCCACAUCGGAGGGGCUGUACCAGUACACCCGACUCCCAUUCGGGCUCCACGGUGCACCGGCCACCUUCCAGCGAUUAAUGAAUCGAAUCCUUGCUCCCCAUAAAAGGUACGCAGCUGCAUUUUUAGACGAUGUAGUCAUUCAGAGCCCAGACUGGGACAGUCAUUUAAUACGUGUACAAGCUGUGAUCGAUUCUCUGAAGGAAGCAGGUCUCACAGCUAACCCGAAGAAAUGCAGACUGGCCUUCAGCGAGACCGAUUACCUAGGAUACACGGUUGGACGGGGACUGGUCAAGCCACAGGAAGCAAAGAUUCGAGCCAUCCAAGAUUGGCCACGGCCCAUCACCAAAAAGCAGGUGAGAUCCUUUCUGGGUCUGGCGGGAUACUACAGGCGAUUCAUUGCAAACUUUGCUACCAUUGCAGCCCCCUUGACGCAGCUGACAACCAAACGCCACUCGAGGAUGGUGAAGUGGGACCCUGCAGCAGAGGCAGCCUUCAACGACCUCAAGCGAGCCCUGUGCUCCGGACCAGUGCUGAUGGCUCCGGACUUUAAGAGGGACUUCAUUGUCCAGACAGAUGCCUCGGAGGGCAGGCAAACUUCAUGGAAACGUGGAUGCUCUGUCCCGGCGAGACGCCCUCUUCACCUCCUUCAGCCCGACGGGGACGUCGGUCCCGAGGGGGAGGAUGUGUGAUAUCACGAGAGGCCGCAUCCUAGAGGGUCGCUACAUCCCAAUGCGAUGGCUCCAACCACCACUGGCCCUGGCUCCAUCUGGUGGUGAAACAUGAAAUUGCACCUCAACUCUAUGUUGCAGCACAGCUGCAGUCACUGAUUGCAGCAUUCAGCUGGAGCUGAGAAGGGCCUGAUUAGCUGGAGGUUCUGUGAAACAGCUCUACACACAGACAAUGAACAGAGAGAGUUUUGGGGAGCAACAGAGAAGGUUGUGCUCUCUUUUCUGAGCGGAUAGACUUCUGUGGAAGAACUGCUGGAAAGGAACUCUUGAUGAAAAUACUUACCUGGACUGCUUACCUCUGUGGCUGCUACCCUGUGGAGAAAACACUGUAUCGGUGAGAACUUUGGAAGAGACUUAAAAGAAGAACCGUUUGUUUGUUGAGAAGAGGAUUUAAUGAGAAGACUUUUGAUUUCACAUUUCUAAAGAAAACAGAGACAUUGUUUAUGUUGAGCCUUGAAUAUCCUUAUUUUGACUUUUGAAUUUAAGAAUACAUUUUCUGUUAAUCCCUCUGAACAUCAUUAAAAAACCCUUUAAUUUGAAACUUGUGUCCUUGCACUGUUUGAACUGUACCGCUGAGAGCCGUGUAGCCUCUCGUUAUAUC